UUGAACACUGGCCAGUCUCCGCCCUCCUGUUGGCGUUGCUUGGCAACCAGAGCGUCCUUGCCUCUCUGCCCCCUAACCUGUACAGUAAUGGGAGCAGUCAAACUAAGUGCGUUCUAACUUCGUGGCCGGGCCAAACUUCAGCUCAGUAUCCGCGGCUCCAGGGCCGGGAACCCUACACCGCCGUCACCAUGAUCUCCACCCAGCUCAGUGGCGAUAUCUUGAAGCCACAGUUCAUGGAGCAGCUGCAGUACCUUAGUGAAAAAACCAAAUGUCAUGAAGAGAAAGACAGAUGUGACCAUCUCUCUGCCUGUCUGCUGCUUUCCUCUAAGCUCAUCCAGAAGAAACACUCCCAACCUGCAGAUAAGCCCCUAGGAAGGCCCAAGACUGCUAUGGCAGCAUUAGGAGGAAGCACAUGGGAUCCAUACGAAACAACUAUGAACCGGGAAUACACACAUAAAACCUCAUCAAUACAGGCACUUCGUCCUCAGACAUCUAAAGCCUACAGGAACCCUUACAGGCUUACAGACCCAGUGGGGAUGAGUAUGUACAGUGAUGAGUUUGGCUGGAAGCCAUAUUCCAAACCAGAACUGAUAAGGGCAGCAACAUCUUCAGGAAUGAGAAGUAAUAAUCCCCAGGCAAAUGAGGCUUUUACAGUUUGGAAGCUGUCUCGCGAGGAACAAAAGGCUGCUUUUGACACCUGCUCUCCUUUGAAAAUCACCCCAAGUGCAGAAGAUUUCCAGAGAGCAAUGAAGGCCCAGUUCUCUUCCACUUACAGAGGAGACUUUCUAGGAAUACCCCAAGGCUUUCAGGUUAAAUAUGCCUUGACCCCUACCUUGGACUGGAAAAAGCAAAUUUCUCGCCCUCUCGAAACGGAGUCACGGUUUCAUUAUCAGAUUCAGCCACAGUCUCCUGAGCUACGGAACUUCACAUACAAAUAUGGGUGUUACGCAAACCGCCAUCUUCCUGCAAAAGGAGUAGUUCCCACUGUGCUAAAGUCUCAUAUCCAGAACCAAGAACAUAGAAAGCAGCUGACUACAUAUCAAAGGCAUUUUGGAAAAGAAUAUAUUGACAUUUCAUCACUUGUAACAUCAAUGGACCCAGAGGAACUAAAUACAUAUCUGGAUAGUGUGCCCCCUGCAGAAAGAGCAGCAGUUGAACGGAUUCUGCUUUCAGUGACAGGCCGCCGCUAUGAGAAUUUAGAGCAAAAGCCGCUCCAAUUCAAGGUUCAUAGACCCCAGGCGAAGUCUAACAAGUGAAGUCUUCAGUGCCUACUAAUAGAUUGUAGGGCUCAUUUAUGUCCGCAAGCGCAAUUGUGGUCCCUGCAGUUUUCCCACAGUCAGUUGCACAUGGUCCCCUUUCUCUAAAGGUAGUUUUGUCAAAAUACGUGCCUUACAGUUGCACUCAGCAUUGCUCAGUCCUUCCUGCCUUCCAUUCUGCUACGGCUAUUGACGCAGGGGAACCCUGGAGCUACUGCCACCUCUGGACCAGGCGGUAGCUUCAGGGUUCCCACAGUGCCAAUUGCCAGAGUUCAGUUGCACCAAAUGAAUAGGGGGCACACAUUAAUCACACACUAACCACCAAAAAUGAAACCAGUUGCAUUAAUUUUGGUGCAAAUAUGGUAAUCGCAGCUCAGUUGCAUCAAGAAAAUCAUCCAUUUGUCACUGCAAUGAAACAGGAAUUCUGCAAGAAAAUGCUGUAUUGUGUGGGGAGAAAACACAAAGAUUGCACUUGAAAUUGCACUUUGCUCACUGCACUUGCGGAUGUAAAUGAGCCCCUGUGUGUGUGUGAUACAAUUCAAUUAUUUUUCUACCUCAUGUGAUACUGCCGCUGAUUAAAUUAGGUGUCUGCAACUGGGUCUCUGUUAAAUCAACAAAUCUAAUUUCAGUUUUCUCUAAUAAAAUGUUUUAGUCUAUUGUCUAAA
Molecule: messenger RNA, 1921 nt
Organism: Xenopus tropicalis (tropical clawed frog)
Lineage: Eukaryota; Metazoa; Chordata; Amphibia; Anura; Pipidae
Gene: tex26
Product: testis expressed 26
Exons: 8
Coding region: 189-1256 (355 amino acids)
Source: RefSeq, a predicted model, not a curated record